CAGAAAUGCAGCAAGUGUUGGAUAACCUUACGGAGCUGCCCUCAUCUACGGGAGCAGAAGAGAUAGACCUAAUUUUCCUCAAGGGGAUUAUGGAGAAUCCAAUCGUAAAAUCACUUGCUAAGGCUCAUGAGAGACUAGAAGAUUCAAAACUAGAAGCUGUCAGUGACAAUAACUUGGAAUUAGUCAAUGAAAUUCUUGAAGAUAUCACUCCUCUAAUCAGUGUGGAUGAGAAUGUGGCAGAACUGGUUGGUAUACUCAAAGAGCCCCACUUCCAGUCACUCUUGGAAGCCCAUGAUAUUGUGGCAUCAAAGUGUUAUGAUUCACCUCCAUCAAGCCCGGAAAUGAAUAAUUCUGUUAAUAAUCAGUUAUUACCAGUAGAUGCCAUUCGUAUUCUUGGUAUUCACAAAAGAGCUGGGGAGCCAUUGGGUGUAACCUUUAGAGUUGAAAAUAAUGACCUGGUAAUCGCCCGAAUCCUUCAUGGAGGCAUGAUAGAUCGACAAGGUCUGCUCCAUGUGGGAGAUAUCAUUAAAGAAGUCAAUGGCCACGAGGUUGGAAACAAUCCAAAGGAAUUACAAGAAUUACUGAAAAAUAUCAGUGGAAGUGUCACCCUAAAAAUCUUACCAAGCUAUAGAGAUACCAUUAUUCCUCAACAGAGCGGCAUCAGUAUGGAGAGGCAUCCAGCCCACGCCCGUCAGGUAUUUGUGAAAUGUCAUUUUGAUUAUAAUCCAUACAACGAUAACCUGAUUCCCUGCAAAGAAGCAGGAUUGAAGUUUUCAAAAGGAGAAAUUCUUCAGAUUGUAAACAGAGAAGAUCCAAAUUGGUGGCAGGCUAGCCAUGUAAAAGAGGGAGGAAGCGCUGGUCUCAUUCCAAGCCAGUUCCUGGAAGAGAAGAGAAAGGCAUUUGUUAGAAGAGACUGGGACAAUUCAGGGCCUUUUUGUGGAACCCUAAGUAGCAAAAAAAAGAAAAAGAUGAUGUAUCUCACCACCAGAAAUGCAGAAUUUGACCGUCAUGAAAUCCAGAUCUACGAGGAGGUAGCCAGAAUGCCUCCCUUCCAGAGAAGGACAUUAGUAUUAAUAGGAGCUCAAGGUGUGGGACGAAGAAGCUUGAAAAACAGGUUCAUAGUAUUGAAUCCCACUAGAUUUGGAACCACGGUGCCGUUUACCUCAAGGAAACCAAGGGAAGAUGAAAAAGAUGGCCAGGGAUAUAAGUUCGUGUCACGGUCUGAGAUGGAAGCAGAUAUUAAAGCUGGAAAGUAUUUGGAACAUGGGGAAUAUGAAGGAAAUCUCUAUGGAACCAAGAUUGACUCUAUUCUUGAAGUUGUCCAAACUGGACGAACUUGCAUUUUGGAUGUCAACCCACAAGCCCUUAAGGUGCUGAGGACAUCGGAGUUCAUGCCCUAUGUUGUCUUCAUCGCUGCUCCGGAGCUGGAGACAUUGUGCGCCAUGCACAAAGCUGUGGUGGACGCUGGCAUUGCUACCAAGCUUUUGACGGACUCUGACUUGAAGAAAACAGUGGAUGAAAGUGCACGAAUUCAGAGAGCAUACAACCACUAUUUUGAUUUGAUCAUCGUAAACGACAAUCUAGACAAAGCCUUUGAGAAACUACAGACUGCCAUAGAGAACCUGAGAAUGGAGCCACAGUGGGUCCCCAUCAGCUGGGUUUACUGAUGGGUCAAUAAGGUUCACAAUUAAAAUGCAGCUUUUAGAAAGUGACGACAGCAAAUAAACUUACUCCUGGGAAAACGCGUGCACGGAGAAGAUGUCUGCAAGGCCAGGCCUUUUUACCGUAGAUUGAAAUGCCAGUACACUCUUCUGAAUUUUUAUAGACAGUGUGGCUGGGAAGGGGUACUAAUAUAUAAUUUAUCUUAAUUUUUCUAACUUUUUAUGGACAAUCUAUUCAUAUCACAUAAAGAAAUGCGUUGAA
Messenger RNA from Myotis brandtii (Brandt's bat), 1923 nucleotides. It is a transcript of the gene PALS2, whose product is annotated as membrane protein, palmitoylated 6 (MAGUK p55 subfamily member 6). Gene Ontology annotation, cellular component: plasma membrane; cell-cell junction. Gene Ontology annotation, molecular function: protein binding. Lineage: Eukaryota; Metazoa; Chordata; Mammalia; Chiroptera; Vespertilionidae. Bases 6 to 1667 code for a protein of 553 amino acids. The transcript is spliced from 12 exons. The record is from RefSeq and is a predicted model, not a curated record.